UCUAGCUGAAUCCGGAUGCCUACCAUUUCGGCUCUUACUCAUCCAAAGACUAGCUCAACUAGGAGCUCGAAUCGCGGAGAAAAACAUGGAACGAUGUCAGACACUAAUUGAACGAUCCAGUAAUCUAUUCGAAUCAACUACCAACACUGCCAUUCCUAACGUUUGCCCACUCUCAAGAUUGACAGACCGUCCAUGGAAUAACCGUCCACCUAAAAUUGAUAACACACUUAAAAAGAACAUUAAAGCAGGCAGUAACCAGCGAGUCGUACUUCCGAAGUUUCACGAAUUUAUCGCCAGUAAAUACCCCUCUUAUAAACAAGUUUAUACCGACGGUUCUAAGAAAAACGACCAAACUGGAGCUGGAGUCUAUAUUCCACCUAGGAAAAUCAGCCAAAACUUACCUCCUGAAUGCAGCAUUUUUUCCGCAGAAGCAUUCGCGCUAAAUAUUGCUGCUCAAGAAAUCGACAGAGACGAACCAACACUGAUUUUAACAGAUUCGGCUAGCUGUUUAGAUGCGCUCUCCAAAGGCAAUUCGCGGCAUCCAUGGAUUCAAUCCUUAGAGAACCAUAUACGCGAACGCAACAUCACACUUGCUUGGAUACCAGGGCAUGCCGGAAUACCCGGUAACGAGGAGGCAGAUAAAUGUGCGAAUUCCGCUCGCACCAGUACACCACCAGCAAGUCCUAGAAUUCCAGGUCAAGACGCUAUACGCAACAUUAAAACCAGCAUGUGGUGGACAUGGGAACGUAGAUGGCGCCUGAAUCAAUCAUUUCUUAGGCAACAUAAAUACACACCUUCAAAAUACAAAGACCGGAAAUGUCCCUCUGAUCAACGUGCUCUGACAAGAUUGCGUAUUGGACACACAAAACUGACACAUGCUCAUCUGUUUGAAAAAACUUCUCCACCGAUAUGCCAGUUUUGCGGCGUUCAAACUACUGUUCAGCACAUUCUGAUUGACUGUCAAGGAUACAAAGAAGCUCGCGAAGAAUUCAACAUUAACGGAUCUGUUUUCCAAAUUCUGAAAAACGAAGAAUCACACGAAAAACCGCUUAUCGAAUUUUAAAAAAAAUGUAAAAUUUAUAAAUUACUGUAAAUCUUCAACAAGACACGAAUGCCACAAAGAUGGUAAAGUGUCAUUAAUAAAACCUUAAAAAAAAAAAGAACUUCAUUCCU
Messenger RNA from Uranotaenia lowii, 1173 nucleotides. RefSeq lists its product as uncharacterized. Gene Ontology annotation, molecular function: nucleic acid binding; RNA-DNA hybrid ribonuclease activity. The coding region runs from base 86 to 1063 and encodes 325 amino acids. Lineage: Eukaryota; Metazoa; Arthropoda; Insecta; Diptera; Culicidae. The record is from RefSeq and is a predicted model, not a curated record. The transcript is spliced from 2 exons. Gene Ontology annotation, biological process: DNA replication, removal of RNA primer.